Colossoma macropomum (tambaqui) is the source of this 768-nucleotide messenger RNA. Its product is annotated as aldo-keto reductase family 1 member B1-like. Gene Ontology annotation, cellular component: cytosol. The record is from RefSeq and is a predicted model, not a curated record. Gene Ontology annotation, molecular function: aldose reductase (NADPH) activity. The transcript has 8 exons. The coding region runs from base 16 to 753 and encodes 245 amino acids. Lineage: Eukaryota; Metazoa; Chordata; Actinopteri; Characiformes; Serrasalmidae.
GAAUGAACUAAUAAAAUGUCUCUGUUUUGUUGUGUCCAGCUGUGGUGCACUUAUUUUGCCCCUGAGGACAUCCCUGUGUGUCUGAAUAAAUCUCUCAGUGACCUGCAACUGGAUUACAUAGACCUGUACCUGGUGCACUUCCCUGUAGGACUACAGAAAGUGGGUGACAAGGUCUUUCCAACGAAGGAUGGAAAAGCUCUCACAACAGACAUCGACUAUGUGGAUGUGUGGAAGGGGAUGGAAGCUCUGAAGGCUUCUGGAAAAGUGAAGAGUAUUGGAGUGUCCAACUUCUCUGUCUCACAACUUGAGAGGCUGCUGUCUGUGGCUAAAGUCCCUCCAGUUGUCAAUCAGGUAGAGCUUCAUCCUUACCUGGUUCAGUCUGAUCUGAUUGAAUACUGUAAGUCGAAGAAUAUUGCUCUCACAGCCUACUGUCCCUUUGGCUCACCAGACAAACCCAAAGAGAUGCACAGAGGACAAACAGAUUCUGAAAAGUUGCUGGAGGAUCCUGUGGUUGGGAAGAUUGCUGCCAAACACAGUCGGACUCCUGCGCAGGUUUUGCUCAGGUAUCACAUUGAACAGGACAUCGCAGUGAUUCCAAAGUGUAUUAAUUCCGUCCAGAUUAUGGAAAACAAAAAGAUCUUUGACUUCUCUCUGGAUGAGGAGGAUAUGAGAACACUCAGGUCUCUGAAUCGUGGCUGGAGAGCUGCUCCCUUUAACGAGAUGAAGACUCAUCGUUUCUACCCUUUUAAGUGAAAUGUAGUUAGUGGC